AUGUCGACCUCGCAGGACACCUCUCAGACCAGCAACACUUCGGCGGUGGUGUACCGCUCACUGCCCAUUCUCAUCGCCUACCUCAGUCUUUCCGCCUCACUCGCCCUGCACGCCUGUCGAAGCAUUUAUGUUCGAUACAAGACGCGACGGAUGCAAAAUGACUGGGGAAAUGCCCAACGUCGCCGCCAGUUCGCGCUCUUCGCAGGUCUGGCGGCGUUGAGCCUCGGCACGACGUGGUACUACAUGUUUGCGUUUUUUGCGCACUCGUACCGCAACUGGGAAAGCGGCGCCUCACUGGCAAUUACUGAGAACUAUGGCCCCUCUCUGGCGUGGAUCUCGAAAGUAGAGCUGUGGCUGCAGCACACGAAACUGUUCCGCGAGGCUUGGGAGACUGUCAUCGAGACGCCGGCGCGGUUCUGGUGGAGCGGGCAGAUCUUCUUGUGGACUACGGGGUGGAGUGUCUUUCUGGGGACUAUGGGUAUGGUUUUAGUCUCCUUAAUUCUCUGGUCGAUGGCUUGUAUUUCUCACUUCUCUUUCGCAGCCCGGAGAUAUCGCAUUCCCAAUCCCUGGAUCUAUAUGCUCUUGGGCCAGAUUGUUGCUAUAUCCUUUGCGCAGAAUCUGUUCCUUGCCACCAUCCUUGUGUCCAGACAACAGUCAUCUACUCCCAAGAGCAAUCGGGGCAGCAAGGACGAUGGCGAUCAUCAGGAUGAAGGGAACUGGACUCCCCCUCUCUUCCUGGAGACCUUCCCCGUCGCCCUGUCUCUGGUCAGCACAGUGCUGGUGCCAUUAGUUGCACACACCCGAUACUUUAUGCUCAUCUUGCUGAUCCCGCAUCUGCUACUUUUUGUUCCCGCUGUUCUACGUCCAUCUGCGGGAAGUAAAACUCCUACAACCCGCACUGGAACAAGCAACGACAGCCGCGUGUCUGGCAAGACAGGUGCAGCGACGCGGCGAUAUAUUGUCUUCUUUCAGUGGUUCGUGGCUAUUUGUGUUAUUGUCCAUGCCCAAUACACGUACUCGGUGUUGGGAAGUGUCGCAGAGACCUCAUCUGGCGCUGCCCCGUAUGGUGCAUUGGCUCGAAUCCUGCUCGGUGCGGUAUAUGAGCAUCCGGCUGUAAGCAGUGUGAGUUGGGAUGUUAUCUGCUGCACGCUUACUGGAGUGGCUUGGAUCACCGUUCAUGAAGGCGAUAUAGGCCGGAUGCUGGGUGAGAUGGAACCUGUGAAGACUCGUGAUGAUUGA
Penicillium alfredii is the source of this 1239-nucleotide messenger RNA. RefSeq lists its product as uncharacterized. The transcript has a single exon. Bases 1 to 1239 code for a protein of 412 amino acids. Lineage: Eukaryota; Fungi; Ascomycota; Eurotiomycetes; Eurotiales; Aspergillaceae. The record is from RefSeq and is a predicted model, not a curated record.